Molecule: messenger RNA, 1894 nt
Organism: Rhizophagus irregularis DAOM 181602=DAOM 197198
Lineage: Eukaryota; Fungi; Glomeromycota; Glomeromycetes; Glomerales; Glomeraceae
Molecular function (GO): oxidoreductase activity, acting on CH-OH group of donors; flavin adenine dinucleotide binding
Source: RefSeq, a predicted model, not a curated record
UUUCUUAUUUGAUUUUUUUUUAUAAAAAAAUGUCAUCCAAUUUGAAAUUAGAUAAAGAAUUAAAAGAUGAUGCUGAAAUUCGUAACCUUUGGUUAGAGAGCAUCCACAUCCGAGAUCAACAACAAAUAUUUAAAAAGACCAAUGAAUUUUAUGAUUUUAUUAUUGUUGGAGCUGGAACUGCAGGAUGUGUAUUAGCGAGAGAAUUGAUUUAUAAUAUUCCCAACAUUAAUAUUUUGGUAUUAGAAGCUGGUCCACCAAAUACGCAAGUUAAUGAUAUAAUGCGUUCACCAUGUGCUUUUCCUUCGGUUCAUCGAACAAGUGAAACAGAUUGGGGAUAUUCUACAGAAGAUCAAAAAAUGUCCAGUAUUGUUGACCCUACUAAAGAAGUAUUGAAUAAAGGAUUUCCUUAUGCACGUGCCAAAGUUAUUGGAGGAUGCAGCACUGUGAAUGGAAUGAUUUAUAUACGAGGUCAAAAAGCUGAUUACGAUUUUUGGGCUACUCAAGGUCCUGAAUAUAAAAUUUGGGAUUAUGAUCAUUGUCUUGAAGCUUUUAAAGCAGUUGAAAACAAUGCGCGUAAAAGUCCUGAUGAAGAAUUUAAAAAAUAUCAUGGGUUCAAUGGUUUACUUAACGUACAAGAUAGUUCAAAUGACAACUAUGAUAUUCUAAAAGAUAUUUAUAAGAUCGCAAACAAUCUUGGAAUUCCUUAUAAUAAUGAUUUUAAUGGCGUUAAACAAAAUGGAGUAGGAGAAUAUCAGCAUACGAUGAAAGAUGGAAAGCGCUUUUCAUUGGCUGAUGGUUAUUUAACAGAUGCAUUAAAAAAAGUUGAGACUUAUCCCCCUUCAAAACCAUUCGAAAUAGGGUCUCCUCACGGAUUAAGCGAUGAUGCUGCAAAAUUCGUGGCAGUUAAUGUUAAAUCUUUUGCCCACAUGUUAAAUAUUAUUUGGGAUGAAGAAAAGAAAGAUGAAAAUGUUGCAAUUGGCGUGAAAUAUUUUUAUGAUGGUAGAGUCCAUGAAUCUUUUAUUGCUCCAAAGGGCGAAGUGAUUAUUUGUGGUGGUGCUAUUAAUAGUCCUCAGAUUUUAAUGCUCUCUGGAAUUGGACCAAAAAGUAAUUUAGAAGAAAAUAAUAUCAAAGUUCGUAAAGAAUUACCAGUCGGACGUAAUUUAUUGGAACACCCUGAAUGUUGCAUCACUGCCAAAGUUUCUGUUCCGAAUUGUACAAGUGCUUCUCAAUUACAUUAUUCAAGUAAUGGUCUUGAGCUUGGAAUGUUUUAUAAAAGUGAUAUUAAUGGAAAAGUUCCUAGCCAAAAACAUUUCCUUGAUGAACGUCCUAAUAUUCAAUUUUAUGCGAGCACAACUCAAUUCGGACCUGCUCUUAUUGAACCAGGAAAAAAUGAAAUCCUUACUUUGAUAUCGGUUCUUAAUCUCCCAUCAAGUGUUGGUCAUUUAGAAUUACGUAGCUCUAAUCCAUUUAUACAUCCAAAAAUAUUUCUUAAUUUUUAUGAAAAACCUGAUGAUUUGUAUAAUAUGAUGAGCAGUCUUAAACUGUCACGUGAAAUACUUAAACAACCUCCAUUAAGUACCGUUUGGGGUGUGAAAGAAGUUGGAUUUGGUAUAGAUAAAGAGAUGAGCGAUGAAGAUUGGGAACAAUAUAUUCGUAAAAUGUCAUUCACAUCAUAUCAUCCAUGUGGUACUGUAAAGAUGGCACCAGAAUCUCAAGGAGGAUGUAUUAAUCAUCGUCUUCAAGUUUAUGGAACCAAAAAUCUUCGAGUUGUUGAUGCUUCAAUCUUUCCAACUAUUCCGGCUGGUAAUCUUAAUGCCCCCACUGCUAUGGUUGCAUGGAAAGCAAGUAGAUUAAUUAAGGAAGAUUAUGAAAAUAAAGCUUAAUGAUAAAGAAA